This is a messenger RNA of Aedes albopictus (Asian tiger mosquito), 7792 nucleotides long. RefSeq lists its product as uncharacterized. Gene Ontology annotation, molecular function: microtubule binding; microtubule motor activity; ATP binding. The transcript has 8 exons. NCBI's taxonomy places the organism in Eukaryota, Metazoa, Arthropoda, Insecta, Diptera, Culicidae. Gene Ontology annotation, biological process: mitotic cell cycle; microtubule-based movement. The coding region runs from base 451 to 7224 and encodes 2257 amino acids. The record is from RefSeq and is a predicted model, not a curated record. Gene Ontology annotation, cellular component: microtubule.
AUCAACGUUUUUCUGUUGCGGUUGGCUCAGUUUAAAAAUAUCCCGCGGAACAAAAAGAAGGAAUAAUUUUCGUUGUUUUAUGUGUGAUUCCUUUUUUGCGAGUUUUUGAACGAUAAAUUCGUGAAAAUCGUGCCAAUAUUUUCGUUUUUUCGUGAUUAUUCGUGUCGGUGCGAAAAAAAAUACGGAAGGGGGUCGAUGGUAGUGUUUGGAAAUUCAAAAAGCGUCCCGGUGAUAGGGGCAGAGCAAAAGUAAAAGUGCAUCGUCGGUUGAUUGCCGAUGUUGAAAAAAAUGUGCGUCGCCGGUUGAGAAGAGAAAAUCAAACGGUUCAUUGUUAUCAGUGUGGAAAACAAAAAAGACGUGCGCGAGUUUUCUUUUGUGGUGUGUAAAAACAGGUGAUCGUGCGCUUGUGGGAAGAAUUUUCUCUGCGUGGGAAAUACGGUGCAUCAAACGAUGGCCGAUAACAUCACGGUAUCGAUCAAGGUCCGACCGUUGAUCAAACGGGAAAAGGACAGUAAACAAACGUCGCAAUGGCGGAUUCGGGAAAAUACCAUCGUGGCCGUCGAGGGCAACGGGGAACCGUUCGUGUUCGAUCACAUCUUCGACGAAACCGUUCCGACGCGGGAACUUUUCGAGAAAGUGUGUCGCCCGAUCAUAUCGUCCACGUUGAACGGAUUCAACGGGACGAUUUUCGCCUACGGUCAGACAUCGUCCGGUAAGACCUACACGAUGAUGGGUGAAGACUCGGAACCGGGAGUGGUUCCCCUGGCGGCGGGCGAGAUCUUUAAGGAGAUUGAAAACAUCAAGGGGCGUCAGUUUUUGAUCCGGGUGGGGUUUAUCGAGAUCUACAACGAGAAGAUCUACGAUCUGUUGGACAAAAGCAAUACGACUCUGAAGAUCUUUGAAAAUCAAAAUGGGGAUGUCUCGUUGAAUUACAAGGAGUUCAUUACGAACUGUUCGGAACAGAUCAUGCAGUAUUUGGAGGAAGGGAAUAAGCUGAGGCGGAUUGGGGACACCAAUAUGAAUGAGCGAUCUAGUCGGUCGCACACGAUCUUCCGGAUAACGAUCGAGUCGCGUUUGAUCGAUCGGAAAGAAGGAGAUGUGAAUGAUGCGGUGCAAACUAGUACAUUGAACCUGGUCGAUCUGGCUGGAAGCGAAAGAGCAAACCAGACCGGAGCAAGUGGGUCCCGUUUGAUAGAGGGAGCUCACAUCAACAAGAGUUUGCUUUCGCUGAGCUGUGUCAUUCAAAAGCUGAGCGAGAAUGCUGAUAAUCUCAAGUACAUCAAUUACCGGGACUCCAAAUUGACCCGGAUAUUACAGGCGUCUUUGGGCGGAAAUGCCGUAACUACCAUGAUCUGUAACAUCACCCCGGCCGUGUUCGAAGAGAGUUACUAUACUCUAAGUUUUGCUAUGCGCGCCAAAACCAUCAAAAACAAGCCCAAGGUGAAUGAGGUCCUCUCGGAAACGGUCAUGAUGAAGCGACUGGAGCGGGAAAUCGAACGUCUCCAGGAACAACUCAAAUCCGAACAAAGCAACAUCAAAACACUCCAGCUGCAGAACGAAAUCAUGAUGCGCGCAAAUCAGAUCGUCAAUUCCCAAACCCACAUCAAGUUCGACAAGUCUCGCCGCCGAACCUGGUGCCCUUCCAGCAUUCCAAAGCCUCUUACUGCUUACCCGGAACCUUCGACCGAUACCCGUCUAAUGCCUCCGCCGCCGUCAUUCCUGUCCCGACCUAGUUCGUACUCGGGCGAUCAGUCCACUUCCUCUACGGAAACAAACGAGCGGUCACCAACGCUCCGGCCGGAACUGAGCAACGACAGUAACGCGGAAUGGCUGGCGCGCAAGGUACGCUCCACAACGCCCCGCAACGGGCGCUUCUUGUCGGUGGGUGCCCUCAGCAACAGUGACGAAUUCAUUCCCGGCGAGUUGGCCAACUUUGACGAAGAGCCAUCGCCCGAGAGCUUGGCACGGGAAAUUCACACACCCACUACGCUGAAGGCCAAACGGCGCUCGCGGCGGUCGUCCACUGGCGAUACGCCGAUCAACUUCAUCGAUUACGAGAAAAGAUGCAGGGAGCUGGAAGAGGAGCUGCUAGAGCUGCAGGAGUUCACCAAUCUGGAGAAGAAUCUGGACUUGGCUGCCAUCAAGCGGAAGCUGCAAACCGGAGCGGACAAUCGUGCCGAACAGCGCUACAAAGAGGAACGGGACAGUUUGGAGGAAAGAUGUAAAGACCUCUCGGUAGAUCUACAUCAAAAGCAGGAGCAAAUAUUCGACAUGGAAAAAGAACUGAUUAUUGCCCGCAAAGAGCGCGAAGCAGCGGUGAAAGAAGCGGAACACUCCCGGAACGUGCAGAACAGCGUCCAGAUGGAGUACGAACUGUUUCAGCAACGUGCCAAAUCGCGCGAAAACGAACUCAUCGAAUCGCUCCAGGAAGCCCGAGGUAGUACCACUCCGAAAGCAGAUGUCCAAAAGUUAUUGGAAACCACGCGGCAGGAAUUGAAGCAACUGGAAGUGCACAACUAUGAACUACAGCGGCAGCUCGAGCGGCAGACAGAAGAGUUGGAGAAGCUCAAGAAAACAGAGCACGAUCACAGCGAGAAGCUGAGCAAAAUGAAGGAUGCUCUGGACAAGGAUGUCAAUAGGAAAGAUGCGAAAAAGCUUUUCCGGCUGGUCAAUAAACUGAGAGCGAUUCUGGCGGACGAAGAUUUACUACUUAUCAACACCAGUAUUGACACGGAUGAGUUUGCUGACAGCUUAGGGGACUCUAGCUUCAACAGUGAUAGUCUGGAUCGAAUGUCGCCGUCGAAAAUAGUGCUAACAAACGACACAGGAAAUACGAAUGUCAUCUUUAAGAACGGAAACAGUCAGCUGUUGGACAUGACCAUUGAAAAUGGCGAGCUCAAGAAACAAGUUAAAUUGUUGGAAGAUGAAAGCAAAAACAUGGAUGCCUUACUGAAAAAGUAUGAGAAUGAAAUCGAAAAAUUGAACAAGAGCGAAAGUCAUAUGAAGGAAUUGGUGAAGCAACUGGAAGAGGAAAGAUCAAAGUCAAAGAGUUUGAACGAUUUGUUGCACAGCAAAAAGGAUGAACUGGAUAAACUAACAGUGGAGUACGAUGAAUUGUCCACGCAAGUGAUAGACAAUAUUCAAGACAUUGAUAAUUACAAAGAGCAGAUUGAACACCUGGAGAAGAAGUUGCGGGACACUUCCAGCACAAUAGACAAGCUCAACAUGGAGUUAGAAGCGUGCAAAAACACAGGAACCGAAGCUCAGUUGCUACAGGAGAAGAACAAAGCAACUGAGCAGCAGUUAAGUGAAGCUCACAUGCGCAUCGUCAAUCUUCAAGAAGAAAACGAAACACUCUCGUCGUUCAAAGCUAAAUUUGAAGAGUCUAAUCAGCAAAUCGCGCGACUUGAGCUUGUAUCCGAACAGCUUGAACAACUAAAAGCUGAGUAUCAAGAAUUGAAAGCUAGAAACGAAGCCCUAGAAGAUGCCAAGAAGGAAUUAGAAAGCAAGCUGCAUUCCAUGGAAGAGGCCCAAGAGAAACAAGGACAGCUACAAACUUACUUCGAAGAACAGCAAUUGAAGCUGAAACAACUACAGGAGGAGAACCACGAUCUGACAGUGGCAGUCCAGGAGCUAUCCGCUAAGAUCGUCAGCCUUGAGGAACAGAUGGUACGAGAGGAAAACAGUGUACAACUAGGGACCGAAUCGGUUAGCGAGCACAUCAAGGCUAAACUUGAAAGCAGCAUUGACAUGAUCAAGGAAGAGCGGGACCACCUUUCCGAAGCGCUUCCCGAUCUGGAGGAAAUCGAGAAGAAAGUACGCGAACUCGAACAGGAGAAUGGAGAGCUCGUGAAACAACUGGAGGAUCUACGAGUAGAGCGAAACCAAUGGGAAACGAAGUAUGGUGAGAAGGAAAAUGACUGGCGAAGUUUGGAAACAGAAUUGUGUGAGCUAAAUGACCGACAUGCCACUCUUCAAGACACCAAGCAAAAACAGGAAGAGAAAUUGGAAUUUCUAAUCGAUACUGUGUCCGCACUGGAAGAAGAAAAAUCUGAUUUGCUGAAGCAGAUUGAAUCAAUCAAAGUAGAGAAAGCUUCUGAAGACGCAGCACAAGACCGUUCUCGUGAUUUAGAAAUUAAACUUCAGCAGUCAUUGGAGGAGCUUUGCACUCUUAAAGAAGAGAGAUUGAUACUAGAACAGCAAAUUGAAGCUCAAAAAGCGGAACAACAAACAAUUGAAGACAAAUGUGAAAGUCUUUGCAAUGAACUGUCGCAGAUGAUAACAGUCAAAGACCAGGCCAAUGAGGCUGAGAGGCAGUUGCUGAUGAACGAAAUCAACAACCUUCGAGGGGAACUUCAAGAGAAGAACGAAGCUGUGACCGCACAAAUUGAUGCACUACAAUCGGAACUGCACGAUGUGGGCGAACAAAAGAGUAAACUUCUCGUAAAGCUGCAAUCUUUGGAGAGCGAAAUGGAAGAGUCGUCGGGCAUUCGCGAGCACUUGGAACGCGAGGUACGAGCUCUGAGGACGGAUCUUGGCAGUCUGCAACAGCAGCUGACCGAGAACAAUGAAAAACUGGAACAGUUCCAGAAGGAGAACGAAUCGUUGCAGCACGAGCUGAAAAAUAAGACUGACGAGGUGGAUCACUUGGAGGAGAAGCUGAGCGCGGCGCUGAAGGAAAGUGCCGAUCGUGUUGGCAGAACUGAAAGCGAAUGGGUUGAGCGAUUGCAGAGCGUUGAGAGUUGCAAUGGAGAGCUGAAAAUCAAACUGGACGCUUUGGAAACGGAGAAGAAGGACUUGAUAGAGCAAAUGGAAGCGGAUGCAGUGGAUCGAGAGUCGUUACGAGAGAUGGUGAAGGAUAAGGAUGCCGAAUUGGAAACGAUAAGUAAUCAGGUUUCAACGCUGAAAGCACAGCUAGAAGAGCUGGAAAGUAGAAAUCAGGAGUGUGAGUUAAGGAGGACGGAAGUUGAGAAGUUGCGAGGAGAACUAGAGCAACAAAUUGAGCUUCUGAAAGAAGAAGUUGAAACAAAAGCGCAAGCAGUGACGAAACUAGAAGAAAAAAUAGCUGAAGCAAAAAUAGCCUAUGAAGAUCAUAAUGUUGCGGUGGAAAAUGAAUGGGCUGAAAAGCUCAAGCAUCUGGAAUCUUGCAAUGAAGAGCAACGGAAUAAAAUGAAUGUGUUGGAAAAAGAUAACGAACUGCAGAGGGAACAAAUUGAAAAAUUUGUAGCAGAGCAAAGGUCAUUGUGUGAACAACUUAAAGUAAACGGUAAUUGGUUAGAGGAGAUUAAAUGUCAAAUCCCUACUCUCGAGAUCCAAAUAACUGAAUUGAAAACAGAGAACGAACGAUGUGCAAGGAACGAAAAAGCUUCCAAAGAAGAACUUGAAGCAGAGAAACAACAUUCCAGCAAGCUACAAGCUCGAAUUGAUGAAUCGAAGCGAUUAUGCGAUACACUGAAGUCGGAGUUACAAGCUGUACAGCAACAGUACGAAAGUCUGACCGGGAGUCACACAAACAUCCUGCAGGAAAAAGCUCGACUGGAUAAGGAAAUUAUCCAACUGGAAGCUCAGCUGGCAAACACCCGGGCGGAACUGAUAAUUCGUGACGACAAACUGGGUGGUUUUGCUAAACUGUUGCUGGAAAACAAGUCUGAAAUUGAGCAACUGAAUGAGAGCCUCAAGAAUGAAACUGCCAUGCGGGCGCAAAUGGCUAAGCAACACGAUGGCGAGAUGAGCAAAGUUAGGAAGGAGCUGGAGGAUGAGAAAUGCAAGGUCUUGGAUUACUCCAACAACCAGAUACCAUCACUGAUGAGCACGAUUCAGAAAUUUACAGAGCGUCAAGAUGAGUUGGAGAAGCAACUAAAGGUCAACGUAGAAGUGUCAGCCAAACAUGCUGCCGAAGUACAACGGUUGGAAAAACUCUACCAGCAGGAGAAGCUAAACGUGGAUCGGCUGGAAAGAGAGUUGGACGAAGCCAAACAAGGAUCGUUCUCACUUCAGUCAGAUGGGCGGCCCUCGUUCGGAGACGGGAAGGUAGCGCAAGCACUCAGAAAAGAGAACGAAGAUUUGCUCAGGCAGCUGAAUGAGAUGCAAAAGGUUCAUGUGUUCAAGACCAAACAACUGCAGGAUAGAAUCGACGAGCUGAAACACAUGGAAGUGGAGUGCAAUAAUCUGCGAGAAGAAAUUUCUACCAUGCGUCACGAUUCCAGUUUCCAGGAGAAAGAAACGCAAAUCGUAGAACUGAAGGAGAAAAUCACCCGCUACGAAGUGGUGUACGAAGACACAAACAAUCGCCAUCGGUCAUUACAGCGACAGAAUGACGAGCUGCGGAUGAAACACCAGAACCUGGUCAUGGAGAUGGACGAUCUGAGGAGGAUAGCCGACAAGGAUCGAAAAUCGCGACGACAGAGUACUCACGACGAUCGCCGCGGUGGCCUGUUUGAUACUCGAGACAAACAAACUAUGACGGAACCGAGCUCUGUGGACUGCGCGUGCAGCGAAAUGGACGCCCAGAUCAAGGAAAUGCGGAAACAGCUUCUAGUCAAGGAAUGCCAGCUGAACACUCAGAGGAUGAUGCCCAAUCCACUUAAAAACGACGUCGUCGAACUUCGGCAGCUGGUCCGGGAUCGCGAAUCCCAGAUCAAUAAACUGCAGCACGAACUGUGCACGCUUUCAUCGUCCCUUGAUCAGGAGAUGAAACGAACCGACAAACGUUGUAUUGCCUGCGCCAAGCAGCAACGGAUGAAGUCGCUACGAAGCGACAAAGCCGUGAGCACGGAAAGAAACGAUCUGCAGGAUGCCGCGUUGGCUAGUGCGCUGGGUCAGCAGCAAGAGCAAAACAAGAAGCUAGAAGAAUGCCAGGAAGAGCUAUCAAAGCUAAAAGAGAAGUACCAAUCGAUGAAACGUGUCUGUCAGAUGCGUAACAAGCAGAUCGUCAGCCUGAACGAGAACAUCGUGGAGAAGGAGAACGAGAGCUGCAACGCGAACAAGAGUGUCCAACAGGAGGUUUCCGUUUUGCGGCGGCAGCUCAAGGAGAGCGAGGACAAGUACUUGCAGAUACAGAAACUGUAUCAAAGCAAAUGCGAAGCAACGAAAUCGAUGGAAAAGACAAUCCUGACCGGUGAUCAAGAAAUUUUACGAGCAAAGUAUGAAAAGUACAAAACGAUGGCCAUAGCACUGAUGGAACAGAACGAAGAACUCAAACGGAAACUACCGCCCUCCAAUUAGCGGCUACAUUCGAAUAGCCGAUCAGCGCGUGCAUAAUUCUAGUCUGAAGCAGCCAGAACCAGAACGGAAAAAAAGCAGCGACUUCAGUUUCCAAUCCGCCCAAUGGUACGAUAUUUAGGUAUAUUGUGAGUGAAAGAGAGACGAGAGAAACGUAAGAAAGACUAUACGUAAGCCCUUAAUUAAGUAUCUACACCCCCCCGUACGUGAUUUGUGAUAACCCGUUUCCCGAACUAAACCGUUUGUGCUUGUGUCCACAGGAGUGUAAAUCAAGUUGAAUGUGGCCCUUCUCAGAAAUGGUUUGCGGCAGGUGAGCAAAAGCAGUCUAAAUCUAGCGACUUAUUUUUCCUAAUGUUGUCAAGUGUGUCCGCUUGCAUUGAGGCUCCAUCUGGCCUCCUAUUAUAAAUAGAAACUAUGUACUAAUCUAGUAUCCACUACAAUUUAGAGCGGUUCUCUACUACCUGUUAUGCAUUUAGGAAUUCUUUAUGAAGAAAUUAUACUUACCUACUACUGUAUUUAUUCGUAUUCGUUUACACUCGAAAACAUACUUGUCAAUUAUUACAAACUUAAA